AAACUAUUUAACAUCUGCUUUUUUUUUUUUCUCCCAUUCCUUCUAUUCUAACCAAAUUAUCAUGGAUCCAAUCCAAAGGCUAUUAAAGCAAACCCCCGCAAAUAAGCCCCGAACCUUACCUUCAUAUAUAAUCGUUUUUCCAGAAGUAGUUGUCUUAGCCAAAAGAAAAGGCCGCGAAGAAAGAUGAAAUCUUACAAUCAUUUCCAUCUUCAAAUUGCCUCGCAUAACUGGGUUGAUGACUGCCAGUCAUUCAUACCCAUAUAAACUUCAAGGGGAAAUUUUGUUCAUUACUGCCUAAGAAUAUGAGAAUGGCAGCUGCGGCCACUUCAAGGGCUUUUCUCUUCUCCCAUCACUACCAUAGCCUCCCAUUCUUCUUUCCUUCUUUCCUUACUGCAUCUAGGUUACCCACCCUUCACCGUAAUAACUUGAGGAACCCAAUCCUUCUCUCUACCGUCAAGUGUUUGCAGUCCUCAUCUGGGCGUCAAAAUGUGGUUGAAAUUCUUGAAGAGAGGGGGCUGCUUGAAUCUCUAACCAGUGAGCAUCUAAGGCAAGCCUGCUCAGACCCCAGUCUCCCUCCUCUCAAAGUCUAUUGUGGGUUUGACCCAACUGCUGAAUCCUUGCACUUAGGUAACCUUCUUGGAAUUAUUGUUCUCUCAUGGUUCCAAAGAUGUGGCCAUCAUCCCGUCGCUUUGAUCGGUGGUGCCACAGCCCGUAUCGGAGACCCUUCCGGAAAGAGCUUGGAGAGGCCUGAGCUUGACCUGGACACUCUGUCUCUAAACACUUCAGGAGUUUCUAAUAACAUUACAAGAAUUUUGGGUGGGAUUUCCAUCGUGAACAAUUAUGAGUGGUGGAAAGAGGUUCGGUUGUUAGAAUUUCUGAAAGAUGUGGGUCGAUAUGCAAGAGUGGGAAGCAUGAUCGCGAAGGAGAGUGUGAAAAAGAGGUUGGAAUCAGAACAAGGAAUGAGCUACACUGAGUUCACGUAUCAGUUGUUGCAGGGCUAUGAUUUUCUCUACCUUUUCCAGAACGAAGGCAUUAAUGUUCAGAUUGGGGGUAGCGAUCAAUGGGGAAAUAUAACAGCAGGGACUGAACUCAUACGCAAGAUUCUUCAUGUUGAUGCUGCUGCUUAUGGCUUGACAUUCCCUCUUCUGUUAAAGAGUGAUGGAACCAAAUUUGGCAAGUCCGAAGAUGGUGCCGUUUGGCUUUCUCCAUCCAUGUUGUCUCCUUACAAAUUCUAUCAGUAUUUGUUCUCUGUUCCAGAUGCUGAUGUGGUCAGGUUCCUCAAGAUUCUCACUUUCAUGGACAUGGAUGAGAUCAAACAGUUGGAGAAUGAGAUGAAGGGGCCUGGAUACUUGCCCAACACAGCUCAGCGCAGGCUUGCUCAGGAGGUCACCCGUUUUGUACAUGGUCAAGAUGGUCUUGAUGAGGCCCUCAAAGCAACUGAGGCAUUAAGGCCUGGUGCGGACACUAAAUUGGACUGGAAAACCAUUCAAGCUAUUUCUGAGGAUGUGCCAUCCUGUUCUUUCCCUUAUAAUCAGGUCCUGGAUCUCUCUCUUGUUGAUCUUUCAGUGUCGUCUGGUUUGCUUGACAGCAAAUCUGCUGCCCGGCGUCUGUUGAAGCAAGGGGGGCUUUACUUGAACAACUCAAGAGUUGAUAAUGAAAAUAAGAGAGUUGAACCUCAAGACAUUGUGGAUGGGAAACUUCUCCUUUUAUCCGCGGGCAAGAAAAACAAGGUUCUUGUACAGAUAUUAAACGACACCUGAGGUGCCUGGCUGAUGAUGCCGAUAUUAGGUGUGAUCUGUGCACUCUUCCAAGCGGACUGUAUUCCAGUAGGUAACUAGCUUUUUAUGAUGUGAAUCUGGUGGAAGUUAGAGUUUGAGAAUUUGGACCUUAAAAGCAUCCUCUUUAAAGAUGCCAUUUUUCAUAGUGAUUCUUGAAAGCUAGUGCUUCAGGUUUGAGGCUUAAAUGCAAAUGUUUCCCUCGGUUAUAUUGAUAAGUUUUCGUUUGGUCAUUGAUUUGAUUUGACGACAGAUCCCUAGCUAUUGUAACCCUCCUGUAUAUUGUUGGGCUUUACUGCUCUGCCGGCUUCCCUAGGCAUAGAGAUGGGGAUUUUUUUCCCCGGCUAAGCUAUGGCAGAGAUAAAUCAGUUAGCAGCGGAGAUCUUGUCUUUCCUAAAUCUAAAUUAGUCUGAUGAGGAUAUGGAUGUA
This is a messenger RNA of Prunus mume (Japanese apricot), 2204 nucleotides long. RefSeq names its product Tyrosyl-tRNA synthetase, class Ib, bacterial/mitochondrial. Gene Ontology annotation, molecular function: RNA binding; tyrosine-tRNA ligase activity; ATP binding. The record is from RefSeq and is a predicted model, not a curated record. Gene Ontology annotation, cellular component: cytosol; chloroplast stroma; mitochondrion. Lineage: Eukaryota; Viridiplantae; Streptophyta; Magnoliopsida; Rosales; Rosaceae. Gene Ontology annotation, biological process: tyrosyl-tRNA aminoacylation.